Molecule: messenger RNA, 813 nt
Organism: Sparassis crispa
Lineage: Eukaryota; Fungi; Basidiomycota; Agaricomycetes; Polyporales; Sparassidaceae
Exons: 6
Coding region: 1-813 (270 amino acids)
Source: RefSeq, a predicted model, not a curated record
AUGUCCACCCCAACUUCCUCUCUAGUCGCUCCCCACACUGUCGUCCCCGUUGGGACCUCCGAGACUGUUCCUACGUCUCUGGCGCCCUCCGCCGUAUACGUCGACAACGAGCUGACACCUCCCGCGCCGGACGUGUCAGAAUGCUUCCACAAAGAGAACUACACGGUCCGCCAAUGGGCUGGCCACAUCAACUACACAGUCGCUGCGUACACAUACGUGACCGGCGGGAGUCUCACGGACCCCAAGUUCACAGAACACGGCGGCGAAGUCUGGGUCAUUCUUGUUCACGGUGGUGGCUGCCAGGCUCAGGCAUUCAAGCAAUUCGCGAAUAUCGACAUCAAAGCCUCCAUCGACGGCCUUGUCACGGGCGGGACCACUCCCCUAAAGGCUGAACAGCAGCUGCCGCCCACGGGAUCGGGAGAACGGCAAUACGAUCCGUCGGGACAGAUAACACCCUUUACAAAAUACACCAUAGAUUACGGUCAUUUGAUGACAUUACUCCGCAACGGAGGAGCCGAUUUCGUUUCAUUCCAGGCCAAGUAUGGGGACGUCUACUCCACUUUCAUAGGCACGCAAAAUGGUGAAGUCAUGGUCAAUGGUAAAGAAGUGGAAUUCCUAGUCACGGGCAGCGGUUCGCCGGACGGUCCAAACAUGAACAUUCACGGCUUCUCGGUCUUCAGUACAUUCACGCGUAUUGAGGGAAUAUCCAUCAAUAUUGAGUACAAUGUUAUAGUAAAUGGGAGUAACAGCGACCUAACCUGGAGGGAUAACGGUUCCAAGAGCUUCACUCUUAACCUGAUGCCGGAGCACUGA